Stylophora pistillata is the source of this 5194-nucleotide messenger RNA. RefSeq lists its product as uncharacterized. Gene Ontology annotation, molecular function: protein tyrosine phosphatase activity. The record is from RefSeq and is a predicted model, not a curated record. Gene Ontology annotation, biological process: protein dephosphorylation. Lineage: Eukaryota; Metazoa; Cnidaria; Anthozoa; Scleractinia; Pocilloporidae.
GUAAAAGAAUGAUUACUUGGUUACCCCACUUUCUUUUGUAAAUAUCGAGUUUUAGCCAAGUGCCGACUAGACGACUAGAAGAUUCAUUAACAGUUCAAAAAAUUAGCGCUGAAAAGCAGGUCUCUUUGAAACUUAAUUAGCAAGUUCAGGGUUCUGUAAUAGCAAGGCUCCAUCUCACAUGAAAGAUUGCGUGCAGUAUUGACUCCUGACGUACCGCGCAGUACGUUUCAUUCAAGGGUCCAUAAUGCAAUAGUUGCUAACCUUAUUCAAUUGAUGCGUGGCAGGCGAAGGAAAGAGUUCCGUAUGAAAUUGCUCCUUUUGAGGAUACCAUCUCCAAGCAUUGGUAAAGAGGACACUGCUCUGAGGAUUUGAUGAUGCUUUCGAGGACAGGACUACAGAGCUAUGCAGUCCAAUCGGUCAAAGGAAAAGCUUUUCUUUUUUUGCUACUCAGUUUUCUUGCGGCAAAAGGACAUUCGGCAGCAAUCGCGAGGACAAGACGUAGUCUUUCGCUGAAUAACUCCUUUCAGAUUUCCAUCCAAUUGUCUCAAACCCCAUGGUCCGAAGAUUUCUUCAAUAACAGGAGUACCGAGUAUAUUUCCUUGGCAACAAACCUAGAGACAGCGGUUCUUGAUGUCGUUAAAAAGGUCGGGAAUGGACAGGUUAAAGUCCUGGAAUUCAAACCAGGAAGUGUCAUCGCUGUAAUCAAAAUAACCGCAUCGAGUUCAGAUGAAAAAGCCAUGAAGACCCAACUUGAGUCAGAGAUGAAAGACAGACAGCUUGGAGGAUAUUCUGUGGAUCCUAUUCUUUAUUCAGGAAGAUUCUUUGAAGUCAUUCUCAAAAUGAAAUUCCCUUGUAAUGAGUCUUUACCAGACAAAGGGUUUCUUCAAAAAGAUGAACUUAUGAAAACCAUUAACAGCGUGAUGUCUGGUAACGCUGGCUUUCUCAAUGCCACCAUCUAUAGUAUCGAGUGCUCUCAGGCAGACAACAUCACCUUGGUAACUACACGAGUUCAGAUAAAGGAUUCGUCGGCAACCAAUCCAUUUAAAGAGUUAAGUAGUUUGAAAACUCAAGUUGACACUGGUAAGCUCGGCAGCUUUUCUGUGAUUCCUGAAUGGAGAUCCUACAUCCCUGGAGAAAAAGUAUUCUACGUGAGUGUUGAGUUACAGACUGCUUCUACUAAUACGACGCAAACCAAAGAACAACUUCAGAAGUUUAUAGAAAACGACUUUAGAGAUUACGGUAACUUUAGGUAUGUCCAUGUUGUCAUGCCGGAUAGCAAUCAUGCCGUUCUGGAGAUUGGAAUGCGUUCUUCCACGUCACCGAUUCUUUUCAUGGCACUCUCUCCUAUUGGAAACGAAUUGUCCAGAGGAAAUCUUGGGGGCGUCAAAGUCAACAAAAAACAGAACAGAGUCACCAUCGACAUACAAUCUUUAACGCGAAAAAUAUUCGAAGUGAGUUUCAUUAAGUAUGUUCCAAGCUGUGUCGAAGCAGAUCUUACGGAUACCAACAGUUCGCAUUACAAAGAACUCGGCCAAAAAUUUACCCAGUUUAUAGACACCAAUAUGAAAGCUCAUUCACUCAACAGUAAAUUUUACUUGAGUAAUGAGGUGACCAAAGUGGAAUGUAAAAACUCCACAUCAGUCAAGGGCUAUAGCUACGUAUACAUGAAACCCAGCACUGAAGAUAAGAUAGCGAAUUUAAACGGGGCUUUGUACAAGUGUAACACAGAGCCAGGAAUCUACGACAAUGGGUUGAAAAUAUCUCUUAGGACUCCAACAACGCCAGAGGCGAAGGGAACGUGGUCUUGGUCUUUGGCCGGCGUGUCGUUGACUCGUGGCUCCUGUUUAAGGCCAAAGCCGACAAACCCGACGAAUGGACCUGCACCAACUACCAGAGGUACAACAACAGGCAGACCAAGUACUGCCCAAACCAACAGCAAACCAACUACUGCCCAAACAACAGGCAAGCCGAGUAUUACCCAAACCACUGGUAAACCAACUACAGCUCAAACCACAGGCACGCGAACAACCGAAAUCAUACUUCCCACGUUAACCUCACAAACAGAGUUAUACGCCAAGGUGAAGCUCGGAAUGACCUGGGAAGAAUUUUGCUCAAAGCAGGAUUCUUUCAAGGAGAUCAUUGCGUGGAACGUUCGCGAUAAAAACGACUCCAGGGUCUCUCCCGACAGAAUAAUCUAUGUCAACGUAAAGCGAAACUGUGUGGACCCAAGUAAAAAGAAGACACAGGCCGAGGUGUGGUUUUACGUGUCUGAGCCUGACUCCAGUCAGAACAACGAGUAUCUUACUUUCAAGGUUUACAGCCUCUUUAAAAUGUUCUUUGAGAAUGGUAACACCAAACAGCUGGGAUCGGAGUUUCAAGAAAAGGUUUUGCAUGUAGAGCUAGGGGGAAGUCAUGCCUCUAAAUACGAAAAGGACUCAGAGUGUAAAUGGCCUUUGUGGCUGCUAAUCCUUCUAGCUGUGGCUGGUGCCAUAGGAUUGUUUCUUAUGAUACUGGCAUGUUGUUGUCUAUUUUGCUGCGGUGGAAGACGGCGUAGGAGAAGGCGGGAGUAUGAUGCAGAUCAGCCUCAAGCACUUGUAGUUGUCCACGUUGAUAGCAAUGGGUCUGUGCGCUAUCAACAGAAAAAUGGGAAGCACAACAACUCUGAAUUCGAUACGACGAAAUCGCAAGAUGAUGAUGGUAAACACCUGAAGGACGAUAGCGAGAAAGAGGGAUAUUACAAUGGUGGGUUCGAUUGUGAUUCGAAAAACAAGAAUUACGACGGGAAUGACAACCGCUCCAGCGAUGAAAGAAACGAAGGCAAAUCACCACAAAGUAAAACCAAAAGCCUCAGUGAUGGCUCUGGAAAUACUUACCAAUCCUUGAGCAACACUGAUAGUGUAGGUGAUUACACCUACCAAGCGAUUGGAGAGUCCGGGAGAACAACAACAAGCCAAAGUGAUAACGACAAAAACAACAACGCAAGCGCAACAAUGGCUCAUUUAUCCUCUGACACUAACCAAGUCCUCAGAAAUGGUGAAAGUGGUUCUUCAGAUAUCAAUUCUCGGAAAGCUGGUAACAACACAGCACGUGCAGCUAUAGUGAUUGCUCCUCCUUCAAUCGGAGGCGAUAAGGUCAUAGCGAAAGGGGGCGAUGCUUUAGAUCUCAGUUCACGGCGAGCUGGAACCAAAGCAGCGCAUGGGGUUGCAGUAACUGCAUCUCCUUCCACCAGAGGUGAGAAGGUCAUAGCGAAAGGUGGCGAUGGAAAAGAUGAAAGUGAGGGUUCUUUAGAUCUCAUUUCUCGACGAGCAGGUAGCUACACGUACGCAGCGCAUGUUACUACAGUUACUACCACUUCCACUGGAGGUGAUGAAGUUACAGCGAGUGGUGGCGAUGGAAAGGGGAAAAGCGAUGUUUCUCCAGAUCUCUAUACUCGGCGAGCAGACAGUUACAUGUACUCAGCGCAUGUUACUACAGUUAGUUCCACUUCCACCGGUGGUGAUAAACGUACAGGACGAGGUGGCAAGGGAUCGAAUAAAAGUAGCGGUUCGUCAGAUCACAAUUCCUCUCGCGUUGGUAACAAGAAGGACAUUACGCCGUUGGUAAACACGAGUGCUCCUCUAACAGGUGGUGGAAGUAGGGGGACCGGGGCAAAUGCAGGUAAUAAGGAUGCCGAUGGUUUUUCUUCCCGGGCUGAUGAAAAUGGAGAGUGUCAAGACAGCUAUAAUGGGUCCAAGGCCAGUCCGACUUCGUUUCUUAAAACAGACACCAGUCCAAAAGACGGUGCUAGGAGAGGCUCACGUGUUCGUUCAUCCAUGGAUGAAGAUGUACCGCUGACUCAUAAAACGGGAACCGUCGGUAUUGUGGCUCUGGCUCUCAGGAACAAAAAUGAGACGAAGAAGGAGAGAGAAUUUAAGAACCUGGACAAGGACGUUCCCAAGGAGGAAGUGAAGUAUCCCCCGGAUACUACCAAUAAAAACAGAUCACCAGAGGUCCUGCCAGCACCAAGAACUCGUGUGAAGUUAUGCUCUUCUCCAGACUAUAUCAACGCUAACUGGAUCAGGGACCACAAAGGGCAAGUCUGCUACAUUGCUACACAACAUCCUAUGACAGAAACUGUUAGGGAUUUUUGGCAAAUGGUGUGGGACCAAAGAGUUCAAACGGUUGUUAUGGUGAACGACGAAGAGAAAGAGAAACCGGCUGAAUUUGUGGAUUAUAUUCCGAAAGGAGAAGGGACCUCCAGGCAAUUUGGCGGCUUCAGCGUUACAGUUAAACAAAUAACAGAAAAACCGGAUUUUUUCAUGACUGUUUUGAGCAUUACCGAAGGCAAGAAUGCUGCCUCCUCGCGCGAGGUUACGCACUUGAAAUUCACUUCGUGGAAAGAACGAGCCAUGCCUAACGUGGCUCUGUUUGUUGGGUUCGUGACUGCCACACAGGAAGCGAGGAAGAAGUAUGGUGGCACUAAGGUUCCAACUCUUGUGCACUGCAGUGAUGGCCUGGGCUUCACUGGUGUGUAUAUUGCUGUGGAUAUCGGUGUUAAAAGUCACAAAGAAAGUAAAACAUCAGUUGUUGACGUAUUUGAGUUGUCCAAGAACCUUAGACGUGAUCGCCAUGGCAUUGUUUGUACCUUAGAGCACUAUAACUUCAUUUACCAGGCUCUCUACGAGUACACUGUGAACUACGACAAAUCGGCUGAGUAAAACUUUGCCUCUGAAGGAUUUGGUUGGAAAAGGACUGAAAACUAUUAGUUUCAUCCUCCAAACUGACGCUAAAGUUACAUAUAAGGAUAGACAAAUACACGGUAGCAUUCAAUCUAGAGAGUGCCAUUUCCGUAUUUUCUUUUUUAUUUGAGGCAUGGAUCGCCUUAAUUGCACAUAACAACUGCUGUAUAAGUUGUAUUGGUUUUUUUUUUGUUUUCUUUUUUUGUUUUUUUAACCUCCACGAAGAACCAUGAAAUAGUUUUUAGAAAUACUUAUAACUCGAUGACUCGCGAGAGUUUGUUCGCAAGUGACAAGGUCACUCGUGUCACAUUAUUUUUAUUCUUUUUUUCUUUUUAAUAUAUGCAGUAUUUUUGUCAUUUAGUUGGCUUUGCUAUAAGGCAGCAGGACAUGUAUAUAGAAAAUAUUAUGGAUAUAUCAACAAAGUUGAGAUGGUAAAUUGGCCACCGUAACGAUUACAAAAGCUGACGUUCAAAAGC